Penicillium coprophilum is the source of this 1851-nucleotide messenger RNA. Its product is annotated as RBR-type E3 ubiquitin transferase. The record is from RefSeq and is a predicted model, not a curated record. Bases 1 to 1851 code for a protein of 616 amino acids. The transcript has 3 exons. Gene Ontology annotation, molecular function: protein binding. Lineage: Eukaryota; Fungi; Ascomycota; Eurotiomycetes; Eurotiales; Aspergillaceae.
AUGACUGAAGUCGACUUCCCGGAGGAUGACCGCUCGGUCGAGCUUUCCUCGAUUGCCGCGAUCUUUCCAGAAAUACAAAUCGAUCCUUCCUCUCCGUUCAAAGCCGUCCUCGAUCUUCCAGUCGCACCUUCCGCCCCAACCUCAAUAUGUUUUCAGCAACCGCUGGAAGUUGUGCCCGCCAUCACCCCUCCAACCUCAUUAGACGAGUCUAAGGGAGAACUAGACCACCCACCCAUCAAAGAUGUCCAUCUACUCUCACAUUUGCCUCCGCUUAAUCUCGAGAUUGAAUUGCCACACGGUUACCCAACCGAAAAGCCGCCUAUCGUUCAUCUGAGAACGAUCCCUUCAUGGCUAUCCCCCUCGGUCAUUGAUCAAUUAUCCAGCGAUUGCCGCCGACUCUGGGAAGGAUGUGGAAAGGAUCUAGUCGUCUUCACCUACAUUGAUCAUCUCCAGCAACUUGCAGAAACAACUUUCAAUAUCCAAGAUCAGUUUGGGGAAGUAUGUAUAUCGCGGGAUUUGAAGAUCGCAUUACUGGACUACAACAAAAAGGCCGAACGGGAAAAGUUUGAGCAGGGGACUUUUGAAUGUGGAGAUUUCUACAACAGCUGCAUCGCAGAGGGUGAUGUUGAUAGUGUUAGAUGCAUGGCACCGGAUUGUGAAUACAACAAGAGACCUACAGCUGCAGCGGGCGACGGCCAGACCCCGCCCCGCAAGAAGCGCGAUCGUACCCUGGGACCAAGCGAGCUACUCCAGAUUCCUCUGGCUACCGACGUAGUUCAACGAUACGCGUUCCUCAAGAGGAAAAAGAAAAUUGAAGCCGACAAGACCACAGUCUACUGUCCACGGCAAUGGUGCCAGGGAGCUGCACGAUCCAAGCGACACCCCAAACCAGACGAUCCCAUGUCAGAUGACUUGGAUAGCUCCGACGAAGAAGACGGCUCCGAGCCUCGCACCGAAGCCAAUGAUGGGGAGCUUCCUCCGAUGGCGGAGCGUGUGUCUAUCUGCGAAGACUGCAACUACGCCCUUUUGCUGCGUCUGCAAGAAGGGCUGGCAUGGCGAAUUGGUACGCUGUUUCCCACGCCGCGACGGCGAGCCCACAGAGGAGGAAAAGGCAACCGAAGAAUACUUGCGUCUAUAUACUACUCCUUGCCCGACUUGCAAUGUCCCUUGCCAAAAGCAAAUGGGAUGCAAUCACAUGCGCUGCUUCCAGUGCAUUUCAACGACCCGAGUGGCCAAUGCUUCAAUCGUCUUUGGGAUUUGGAAGGUGGUGAUGGCAUCAACCCCGACGGAGCCGAAGAACUCCACCGCAUCCCAGACGCACUCCUACACUUUGACGAUGACCCACCAGUGGUAGCAAUUCACGAAGAAACCGACGAAAGCGAUGAUGACCACCCUGCUUUUGAAUUUGAUAACGAUGAAGAUGACCUCCACCGCCGACACCCUCCUCCUCCCGCUCCCGCUCCACCCCAAGUCAACCGUGGUGGCGGCAGACCUGGCCAGCGUGAUCACGCAGCUGCCCGUGCAGCAGCAGCUGAACGUCAAGCCCAAGCUCGCGCCAUGGCCGAGGUACGAAACCGAAAUGCGAGACGACAGGCCAGACAUCCUGUCCGAUGGGCGGAUAUUCCUGUCAACCGUGUCCCCCCUCAGGCAGGUGAUCCCAGGCGCCCUGCCCGGUGGGCAGAGGUCCCUGAAGACCCAUUGGCAGACGAAGACGGUCCCAUUCGGUGGGAGGCUAUAGCAAUCCGACCAGGCAGAGCACAGGCACACCCCGGCCUUCAACGAUUUUUGGAUUUAGUACAAAACGACCGUGAAGACGAAUGGGAUAGUGACGAGAUGGACGACGAUUUCUAG